AUGUGCCGUUCUGGGUUCAAUCAAGUCACGGAACCUGGCCGAAAGAAUUCUCCAAGGAUCUCCCUUCGGUGCUGUGAAGUUGCCGGUUCAACAGAGCUGUGUGUUCUAGAUUUGGUGUUCCUUAGCCAGGCCAACAUGGCCCAUGAACAAACGUCUGGAGACCACCUUGUGGCGAAGUUGGAGAAAGCUCAGCUGGUGAGUCGUCUCGUGAAGCAAGCCCCGCCUGGAGAAUUCAAAGAGGUCUUCAGUGACUUGCGCAUGCUUGUAGAUGAUGAUGCCAUGAUGUGCGAGGAAGCUGAAAACCUCUGCGCCAUACACGACAAGGACCAUUUCACUCCGGUCCAAACAGAAAGGUGCAAUGUGUUGUUGACCCGUCACAACGAGUUGGAAGAGAACCGCUUCCUGGACCCACAGAAUCGAGUCUCCUUCAAGUAUGACCAUCUGAGGAGGAUGCCAAGCGAUUUCCAGGCUCACCAUGAAGAAGACAAGAAAGGAGAAGCAUGGAGAAGAGAAUUCCAUGAAGCCUUGAAGGUCUACGUUGACAAACACUACCCAGAAGGGCUUUGCAGCGUCUUCAUCAAGGACACAGCCGUCCGGACAAUCUUUGUGGCUUGUAUAGAAAGCCAUCGGCACAGACCCUCUGCCUUCUGGAAUGGUUUGUGGAGAUCAGAAUGGACAUUUGCUUUGGUUCCUUCCUCCACCUCCACAGAGGUGACAGGGAAUGUUCUGAUUCAAGCACACUACUUUGAGGAUGCCAACAUGCAUCUGAAUGUUGCCAAGGAUGUAGAAGAGACUCUACUGGUUACCGACAAGAUCCAGACAGCACAAGAGUUUGUGAAGCUGGUGGAGAAGGUGGAAAAUGCGGUCCAGCGUGGGCUGAUGGAGGAGUAUCAGCACAUGAACGGCACCUAUUUGAAGUCCUUCCGGAGGCAGUUGCCCAUCACUCAUGCCCGUCUCGACUGGGAGAAAGUCGUCACAGUAAGGGUUGUGGAGGCCCGGGCCAUUCAGGUGUGA
Anolis sagrei ordinatus is the source of this 1014-nucleotide messenger RNA. Lineage: Eukaryota; Metazoa; Chordata; Lepidosauria; Squamata; Anolidae. The record is from RefSeq and is a predicted model, not a curated record.